Molecule: messenger RNA, 2683 nt
Organism: Annulohypoxylon truncatum
Lineage: Eukaryota; Fungi; Ascomycota; Sordariomycetes; Xylariales; Hypoxylaceae
Product: ELMO/CED-12 family-domain-containing protein
Exons: 1
Coding region: 284-2404 (706 amino acids)
Biological process (GO): actin filament organization; cell motility
Cellular component (GO): plasma membrane
Source: RefSeq, a predicted model, not a curated record
GUAGGCACGACUUCUCCUUAUCCACCCAUCUUUUAUCACUUUCACGCUCGAACCGCGUCGCUAGUUUUUUUCCCUGGCUUAUCAUAACUCUUAGCAAUACGGCGCAACUCUUGCGCAUGCCAUUGUACAUCACAUCUGACGAUUAUGCAUUUAUAGUGUCUUUUCUGGUUCUCUAGCCCUUUAGCAGCCACUUCGCGUCGGUUCAUGCCGAUUCAUCCCCGGCUACUUCGCUCCCCGCCCUCUCAGUCGCAGAUCAUCACGAUUGCAAUCCAACACCACCACCAUGGACCAAGCAGACAUACCCGCGUUGCUGUCGCGACUUGCUAGCGAUGAAGAUGCUGCACGAAAAAUGGCGGUCUUCAAACUGCAAUCCUCCAUAAACGACCCUUCCUUUGCAGACGUCUUCAUAUCUUCUGGCGGUCUGAUCAUAUUACGACGCUUGAUCAUGAGCACGGGCGGAAACACACUCGCAUACUCGCUACAAAGUCUAAGUCGAUUGCUCGAAGUUGAUAUGGGAUGGGAUAUCUUCGAGGGCCCUUCAGCAGGCGAUCUAGUCGAGCGCGUUGUCGAACUCAUCGUCACGAAUCCACUGGUCAACAUUCUUCGAGGUGCUAUGUCCAUUCUCGUUGCACUUGUUAGCCAUUCGCAGUCUACAUCGUCAAGCGGCCGUGCGCCCAUAACGUUUGGGUUUCGCGCAUUGAAACCAGCCGUAGCUGUCUACCCGCAGUUCUUUGAACUCGUCAUCCAGCAAUUGCAGUCCGCCGAUCACGCCCUCUGCGCAAAUGCGCUUAUGUUAAUCAACGCUCUCGUAAGGGAUGCUGUUUCCGGCGAAUCUAGUAACGAUAGCAGUAGGAUAGGAGGCAGCGGAGAAGAAUGGCCUAAGUUUAUAAGGCGAUUACAGGAUUUGGGCCUAAUUAAGGCGGUAUACAACCUGAUGCAGAGCUCAGCACUGCAGGACCUCGCGCACCCUCUCUUGGAGUUUCAGUCUCUUACUAAGGUACUGCUUCAGAAAUGGCGACAGGUUCAGGUUGACGUCGAAAGGCCGGAACACAGGAGGGCAUUGAAAGGGCUUCACCUUGCGAGCGCACCAAAUCGAGAUCAUGCGAACGGAAUCGGGAGAGUCGAGGAGCUUCAAGAGUCUGGGAAAAAGGGAAGCAGGAGACACAACCCUGAGAAAUGGAGAAGGCUUGGCUUCGAGACGGAGAGUCCAGCUGCGGAGUUUGACAAUACCGGAUUCCUCGGCCUAAUGGAUCUUGCCGAUUUUGUGCGAAAGAACGAAGAUGGUUUCCAGAAGUUGCUCCUAGAGCAGUCAACCAAACCACUCCACGAGCGCUGCCCUAUUGCGAGGUCAAGCUUAGCGGUCACGCUCAUCUUGUACGAACAUUUCGAUUGCGAUAGAUCGGAAAUGGAAGACCUCAGGGGAUACCAGCUAUCAGAUGGGAAGCAUCAAGACAAGCUCUUCCGCCCGCUACUCCUGCAAUGGUCCAGAUUGCAUACAGGUGGACUCAACGCAUUCUUCAAGCUAUGGAGAUCUACUGGAGCAGACCAGGAUGAUUUCGAGAAAGUGUCAGAAUUAGUUCGCAUACUUAUAGAUCAAGUUAUUGGACAAGCUGGCCGAUCAAAGGACAUCUUGGAGGUCGAAGAAGACCUAGUCGAGUACGACUUCGGGCGAUUGCGCGAGCUACAGAUGGAGCUUCUGGAGCUCUCAUUCGAUGACCAAUGGGGCCAGCAUCUCUACAAAGUACGGGAGAGCCUGAACCAAGAAGCUCUUACAUUUGUCAAGGAACAACGUAUUAGGUGUCUCUUGGGAGGCGCCUGGUUUUCGAAACCAGUAGUACGAAAGGAUAGCCAAGGGACCGGUUUUCAGAAUCGCCGCGGAACCGACGGUACCCUUUGGCGGUACGCCAAAUUGUCGCAUAAUCGCCGCUAUCUUCACUACGCUGAUUUCGGGCUACGGACUGGCCCGGACCCAAACUUGGAUUCUCUGGCUGAGAAGGUAGACUUACGGCAAGUUAGUUCCGUUGCCUCUAAUGUAUCUGCUCCGUCCACCGAGGCCGUAAAUGGGACGAGCAAUAGUACAAAGAUUACGAUCUUUGGUUACGUAAACCCUGACGAAGUUGCUGAGGCCAAGGACUUAAGCGAAGUCAAGGAAACGCCGUUGCUCACUCUGCAUCCCUUGAAUCACAGUGUGGCAUCGGAAUGGCUCGACGGGUUAUUGAUGCUGCUGGGACAGGCUCCGAUAACAGCGGAGACCAAUAAGCUCAUCAAGCUAGUCCAAGACUACGGUAUGAAGAUCAGACUGCUCAACGUUCGGAUGGAAGCUACAUAUGCAGGACCUCCGGAAGGUGCCGGCGUAGUGCCGAGUAGGGAGGGCCUUAACGACGACUAUUGGUAUGAAAUAUGAGGCGGUCUUGGUUUUAUAUACGAAGGUGUACGAAGUCUCUUGGGUGACAUGGUUUGAUAUUAUCGUGUCGACGGGGUACAGAUCGCAUGCUGUUCAUACGAACUUGCGAUCUAGGACACAGAAGGGGUGUACUAUUGCACUGGUUUCCGAACUAAUCGACAUUCAGAGACGCCCGCAAGGGAAGCUUGGGAGGUUCGCAUUGUCUGAGGAUACCACAUUUUGUUUUGCUACGCAUAGAUGAUAUACCCAUGACUGAAUUGAAAUCACUAUUGUAACGAA